AUGAGUCCAUCAACUGCAUUCAAGUACUUGGUCAUACAGCGAUGUAACAAUCUUACAAGAAUUCAGAUUUCUGAUGCAAAUCUUGUUUCAUUCGUUAAUGAGGCAGAUGGGUUGCAGUCUAAUAAGGUAGAUUUGCAUCUUAAGAAUCUACCGCUUCUUGUUGAGGUAUCUCUUGGUGGAAGACGUUCAAUUGAUUUCUUAGAAGUUGCCUUCCAAAUCUGUUGCUGUCUUGCACAAUUAGAGGUUCUCAAACUGAAUGAGUUCAGCAUGAUCUACAGAAGGGAGUCUGUAUUUCCUACACUAUGUAAUCUCAAGCAUUUGGAAUUACCAUUGCAUGAAGAUGAUGAUAGCGCUCUUCUGCAACUAUCUUCCUUCAUGAAGGCAGCUCCGUUAUUGCAUACACUUGUGUUGCAGUUACGCUAUUCAAUGAGAAGGAAAGGACCCUUUCCCAAUAAGAAAGCUGCCAAGUGCUUGCAUAACAACCUCAAGGUGGUGGAAAUUGUAAGAUAUAUAUAUACAUGUACCACACGUCAUAUUGAUCUUGUGAAGUACGUGACGAAAGCUGCUAUGAAUUUGGAGAAAAUUGUUUUUCAUAGUGACUGUGACCGGGAUUACCGCUCAAGAGUUAGACUAGUCCAGACGGAAUUCGAGCUUGUUGAAAGGAGAAAAGAAUGUUUGUCUCAUGUUCGGAUGAUUAAGAAAAAGUUGCCUGCAAGUGUAGAAGUUGUUUGCCUCUAG
Molecule: messenger RNA, 738 nt
Organism: Fragaria vesca subsp. vesca
Lineage: Eukaryota; Viridiplantae; Streptophyta; Magnoliopsida; Rosales; Rosaceae
Exons: 3
Coding region: 1-738 (245 amino acids)
Source: RefSeq, a predicted model, not a curated record